AAGCAGCGCUAACUCCAUGGCUCCGGACUGGUGUCCCGUCAGUCCAGGCGGGGCUGUAGGUUAACCCGGCGAGUCAGGCAGAGUUGAGCGGCAUUUAGCGCUGCUUCUCCGCGCUGGCCAUAAGCCUGGGCAGUCGUUCCCGUAAUACCGUCCACAGGGCCCAUGGCUGAAGCCUCCGAGGCCGUGAGUCAUCCUGGGAGACCGAAUAAAACUGAUCAAGUGCAUUAAUAUGCUCUGGCAGAACCCUAUUGACGCAAAGGUGUUCAACGAUCCGAUUCACGGCCACAUUGAGAUGCACCCAUUGCUCGUCCGCAUCAUUGACACCCCGCAGUUCCAGAGGCUCCGCUUCAUUAAGCAGCUCGGAGGGGCCUACUUCGUCUACCCUGGGGCUUCCCACAACCGCUUUGAGCACUCCAUCGGUGUGGCACAUCUGGCGGGACAGCUGGUCAAAGCACUCCGUGAUCGGCAACCAGAACUUCAGAUUAACCAUCGAGACAUCCUGUGUGUUCAGAUCGCCGGACUCUGCCACGAUCUAGGUCAUGGGCCUUUCUCACACGUUUUUGAUGGAAAUGUUAUUCCUCAGACGAGGAAAGAUAAAUGGAAGCAUGAAGAUGCUUCGUUGGCCAUGUUUGACCACUUGAUCGACACCAACGGACUAAAAGUUGUGCUAUUGAGCUAUGGCAUGAAGUUACCAGAAGACGUGAACUUUAUAAAAGAACUGAUCCGAGGCCGACCAACAGAAGUUGAUGACGGCUCUGAAGUGUGUAGUAUGGCCACUGGAAGAUGUUAUCGGGAGAAAGGAUUUCUGUAUGAAAUCGUUGCCAAUAAGCGGACUGGGAUUGAUGUCGAUAAGUGGGAUUACUUUGCCAGGGACUGUCACCACCUGGGGAUCCGGAACAACUUUGACUUUGAACGCUUCCUCAAGUUCGCUCGAGUUUGUAAAGUCGGCAACAUGAAGCACAUUUGCACUCGAGAUAAGGAGGCUGGUGACCUGUACAACAUGUUUCACACACGCUACACGCUACACCGCAGGGCCUAUCAACACCGAGUGGUUAACAUUAUUGAGAGCAUGAUCACUGAAGCCCUGGUGCUGGCAGAUCCACACAUCCAGAUCGUUGGAAAAAAUAAGAGAAUCUGCAAAAUCUCCGAGUCGAUCGAUGACAUGGAGGCCUACACCAAGCUCACAGACAACAUCUUUGAACAGAUUCUGAAUUCUUCCAACCCUGAGCUACAAAAAGCACGAGAGAUUUUGAAUAACAUCAUUUGCCGCAAGUUGUACAAAUGGAUCGGGGAGACGCAGCCUGCACCAGGGACGAAAAUUAAGCCGGAGGAGACUGAGAAGUUGGCUGGUGAGAUGGCUGCAGCUGGCCCAUCGACACAUCAACUCUGUGCAAAAGAUCUUAUUGUAAAUGUGGUGCGUAUGGACUACGGCAUGAAGGAGAAGAAUCCCAUUGACGAGAUGUGGUUCUACCGCAAGACUGAUCCCAACAAGGCCAUCAAAAUCCCCAAGGGACAGGUAUCUCAGAUGCUUCCGGGGAUAUUCACAGAGCAGCUGAUCCAAGUCUCCUGCAAGAAGACUGACGACCAGAGUGUGCAGGCCGCCCAGAAGCUCUUUGUCCAGUGGUGCAUCAACAGGAACUUUACCAAACCAAGGGAUGGGGAUAUAGACGAUAUAGACACCACUAUAGUCUGAAUGGAACAGCGGCAAUGGUGACAGCGAUGACUCCAAUCCCACAGAAGAGCUUCAGUCUUCUCGUCGGGCAAACAGCUGUAACUACGACAAAGAUUUUUCAGUAGGAAAGUGGGAAUUUUCUGUGAAUCCUGGAUCUUUUU
Messenger RNA from Leucoraja erinaceus (little skate), 1833 nucleotides. Its product is annotated as deoxynucleoside triphosphate triphosphohydrolase SAMHD1-like. The coding region runs from base 230 to 1693 and encodes 487 amino acids. NCBI's taxonomy places the organism in Eukaryota, Metazoa, Chordata, Chondrichthyes, Rajiformes, Rajidae. The transcript is spliced from 15 exons. Gene Ontology annotation, molecular function: dGTPase activity. The record is from RefSeq and is a predicted model, not a curated record. Gene Ontology annotation, cellular component: nucleus. Gene Ontology annotation, biological process: regulation of innate immune response; dGTP catabolic process; defense response to virus.